Molecule: messenger RNA, 1014 nt
Organism: Zymoseptoria tritici IPO323
Lineage: Eukaryota; Fungi; Ascomycota; Dothideomycetes; Mycosphaerellales; Mycosphaerellaceae
Exons: 3
Coding region: 1-1014 (337 amino acids)
Source: RefSeq, a predicted model, not a curated record
AUGGCCCAGUCUCUCAUCCAAGCAAAGCUGCUCAAGCGCCUCGAACUACACGGUACCGGUUCGGAUGGAUACAUGGAUAACAAACAAAUCAUCCGCGAAGGCCUAGACCUCCUCGUCCUAGAGACAGCUCUUGAGUACCGGGCCGCUCUCUUUGAUUUCGCCGAAAUCACCAUCGAGGGAGCAGCCGAAUGGUCGCUGAAUGAACAGAACAAAAAGGAGCUGGAGGAAGCGAAGUCUGCCUUGGCCGUCGAUCAAUAUGACGUCUCCAAUCUCUACACUUCUCGUGGUCCAAGCACAGCUCGCGCAGGUCGCCUUCGGCUCCUCACCACACGGGAUCACCUGUCGACGCUCCCUUGGAUCACCCAAAGACAAUGCUCGGAUUCCCACACGAGUACCGAGUACAAGCCGCUCGGUAUCCAGGAGAAGAGACUAGAGAUCCAGCUAAAGAAGCUGAAGAUGGAGCUGGAAGACGAGAAGCGCAGACCCGUGCAGAGAAAUCAGCAGUACCCGUGCGGUAAUACGCGGCCAUGUCAAGAAUUACAAUAUCAGAUGCCAGAAGAAGGUCAAACCCAGAAGCGCAAGGCCAGUGCGCAUGAUCGUCAGAGGGAGAGCAACCGGCCAAAGCACAUCAAAGCUGAACCGGGCACUGGAGCACCCGCAGCUACAACGUCCAGCUCCAUCGACCUGACGACACCACCUCCAGCAGAGACUGCGGAGAUGACCAUACGAAGUUUGGUGUUAUCGCUGCUUGGUCCCGCGCUGCCUCCCUCACUCUCUCCCGCGGCCGACAGGAUCAUGCUGCUCACAUCGCUCGAGGCCGUGCCUAUCAUCGUGGCACUUCCUUUUAAAUACUGCGGCUUGACGUCGUUUUCCUCUUCAUUCGUGUUCAAAGCUGAUGUUAGCUUCCAACGCCCAAAAGCCAAGUUUCCCAUCGCACGAGUCUUGCUUCGCUUACAUCAUGCAGGUUCACUGCAAGGAUCGCUUAGCAUAUCCUCCCCUCUCGCACGCCCGUAG